Molecule: messenger RNA, 1073 nt
Organism: Cucurbita pepo subsp. pepo (vegetable marrow)
Lineage: Eukaryota; Viridiplantae; Streptophyta; Magnoliopsida; Cucurbitales; Cucurbitaceae
Source: RefSeq, a predicted model, not a curated record
AGAAGGGUCUAAUUUCUCCGAUAAAACCCAUUUCCACUGCUGCAGCUGCUUUCCAGUUUCUAGGGUUUAUCUUCAUCGUUCUUCUAUAAUCUUCUAUCCAAUUGGAGCCGCUUCUCCAUCUUUAUCUUCAGGUGUUUUUUGAGGUUAGAACGUGAAAUGGCGACAGCUCAACUCGCUGGGUCUUUAAUUUCUGCUAGGAACUUGCCUUCUUUCAGUGGGCUUCGACCUUCUGCGGUGAAAUUCUCUCCUUCUGUUGCUCAUGUGAGAGUCGGGGGUCGGGCUAAGAGAUCUUACACUGGCUUGGUCGUCAGAGCUGCUACUGUGGUUGCUCCAAAGUACACUUCAAUCAAGCCAUUGGGCGACAGAGUGUUGGUGAAGAUAAAGGAAGCUGAAGAGAAGACUGAUGGAGGGAUUUUACUUCCAACAACCGCUCAGUCUAAGCCCCAAGGAGGAGAGGUUGUUGCAGUUGGAGAAGGCAAGACAAUCGGAAACACCAAAGUGGAAGCUAGUGUAAAGACUGGUGCUCAAGUAGUGUACUCCAAGUAUGCUGGAACUGAGCUAGAGUUCAACGGUUCAAAGCAUCUUAUCCUGAAGGAAGACGAUAUUGUCGGUAUACUAGAAACAGAUGACGCGAAAGAUCUUCAGCCCCUAAAUGACAGGGUCUUGAUCAAGGUGGCCGAGGCCGAGGAGAAAACAGCCGGAGGUUUGUUGCUGACAGAAGCAAGUAAAGAGAAACCGUCCAUCGGAACGGUGAUAGCAGUUGGCCCUGGUCAUCUGGAGGAGGAUGGCAAGAGGAAACCGCUAUCCAUCGCCGUGGGAGAUAACGCGAUGUACUCGAAGUACGCCGGGAACGAGUUCAAGGGCAAAGAUGGCUCUGAUUACAUCGCAUUGAGGGCUUCGGACGUUAUUGCAGUUCUAUCGUAGUUGCGAUUGGCAAUGUAAAACAUCUUAGUGAGGUUUGCUUUGCCCCAAAAAUGGGAAUUGAGAUGGAUUCUGGGGGUCAUAGAGGCUUGAAACAAAGGCAACUUUGAUGGAAAUUUCGGUAAUAACAGAGAAUUUGUUUGUUAGAUCAA